GAGCUCAGCAAGUAGAACAUCUAAUAAGAUCAUACUUCCACCUAUUAAUAAGAAUGAAUCUGACAGAAAUGAUUCUUUAAAGCUUAUCAUAUCUGGGAAUUGUAACCUUGGUUCUAAGCUUACAAACACUUAUGAUCAUAAAUAAGCUCAGGAGUAGAAUCAAUGGGAUCAUGGAUGAAAUUUCAAAAGAAAUUGAAAAGAAGAAAACAAGGAAUUCAAACGAUAUAUGAAGAAAGUCUACCCUGAUAAAUUCAAAUGUGGGAAUAUCGAAUUUAGAGAGAAAUAAGACUCCAAGUAGCAGUAGAAAAUCAAUAAGGAAUAAUUCUGAAUCAAGCCAAAGCUAUAACCCUCUAUCUAUUGAUGGAGAGAUUAAGAAGAAGAUCAUCAGGAGAAGGAAAUAAUGGCUUCAGUUCUCCUUACUCCUUCCAUAUUCUCAUCACAUUUAUGUUUUGACUCAUCGAAUUUAGCACUUUUUGUAGCGUAUUGAGCCCCUACAUGAUUAGUGAAUUCCCUUUGGUAGUUGGCAUAAUUCUUAUUGCUGCAAUAUCAACAACUUAUAUGGUGAUAUUCGCUCUGAUUUUGAUCAGCAUGUCAAGAGAUCCAACUGAUCCGCUCUCAAUGGAAACUAAAUGCAGGUAAUGUCUUCAUUAGGAUUAGCCGAAUUCUAAAUUUAAACGUUCUUUUUUGUACGAAUUAUUUUGUAAAAAGAGCCUCAUAAAUAAUCCCUUGCAAAUAUUUGAUACUCAGGAUGACUAAGUUGUUGCCUAAAUUCAAUAAGCAGCGAAGAUCUUUCAUGCAGCAGAAGGUCAUCAAUGCUAUUUUUGGUUUAAUUACUCCUCAUAUAUAGCCUUGAUUCCUUACCAGAAGGAAUAGAAUUUCAGUGAUUAUACUGAGAUGCAUAUGUCGGGUUCAGUACAAAGCACUGUAGAGACUGAAACAGAUGAGUUAAGGAUUUUGACCACCACUGCAAGUGGUUGAACAACUGAAUUGGGUACAACAACUACUCAUACUUCUUCUAUCUAAUUGGCCUCUCCACCAUUUCUGGGU
Molecule: messenger RNA, 1047 nt
Organism: Moneuplotes crassus
Lineage: Eukaryota; Ciliophora; Spirotrichea; Euplotida; Euplotidae
Source: the annotation of a GenBank genome assembly